UACACUGAAAAUGAAAAAAGGACAACUAGAAUGAUAGGUCGAUGUAGAAUUAAACAAGAAUCUCAUUGUCCUUACUGAAAGAAAAUCGAUCGAUGAAAGGAAGACAAGAAUUAACAUUUCGGGAAGGGUUCUUGGGGAUAACGAAAAUCUCUUUAUAAAAAGAAAUAUGAGCUUUAAGUCUCAAGUGUGUCAGAUAUAGAGAUAUAGAAUUAAAUAGUAGAAAUGGGAAAUCCUCAUAUUCUAGCAAUACCUUAUCCAGCACAAGGCCAUGUCAUUCCUCUUAUGGAGCUGUCUCACAGCUUGACCAAACAUGGCUUCAAAAUCACCUUUGUCAACACAGAUUUUAAUCACAAGAGAGUCACGGAUGCAUUUGCCCACAAGGUUUCUGGGGAGGGGUUAAUUCAUCUAGUUUCAAUCCCGGAUGGGAUGGAAGUUGGGGAGGACAGGAAUCAUUUAGGGAAAUUAACUGAAGGCAUUAACCAAGUCAUGCCUGGGGAGCUGAAGGAGCUUAUAGAGAAGAUUAAUAGAUUAGAAGAUGAUGAGAUAACUUGUGUUAUAGCUGAUGUGAAUAUGGGAUGGGCACUUGAAGUUGCGGCAGAGUUGGGAAUCCCCGGAGCUGCUUUCUGGCCUGCAUCUGCCCUUGUAUUGGCCUUCCUUUUUAGCACCGAGAAGUUGAUUGAAGAUGAAGUUAUUGAUGAAAAUGGUACUCCAAUCAAUAAAGAAAAGAUGAUUCAGUUGCACCCAAACACACCUGCCAUGCACCCAAAAACUAUUUUGUGGGUCUGUCUUGGUGACUUAACCACACAAAAAACUGUUUUUGAAUAUGCUCGGACUUACACUAAAGCUAUUGCAAAAGCAGAGUGGCUAAUUUGCAACACAACUUUUGACCUGGAGCCUGGAGCACUUAGCUUAGUUCCAGAGUUCCUGCCCAUAGGACCAGUUUCAGCAACCGGCCAGCUUAGAGACUUGCCAGGAAGUUUCUGGCCAGAGGAUGCAACUUGUUUGAAAUGGCUUGACCAACAGCCACCAGGCUCAGUUUUAUAUGUGGCAUUUGGCAGCUUCACGAUUUUUGAUCCAAUCCAAUUCCAAGAAUUGGCCUCUGGGCCUGGAGCUAUCAACAGGCCAUUUCUUUGGGUUGUCAGACCAGAUAUUACUGAGGGGACUGAACCUGAUGCUCUUUACCCCAACGGAUUUAAGGAAAGAGUAGCCAGUCGUGGGAGGAUGGUGGGUUGGGCACCCCAACGUGCGGUUCUUGCUCAUCCUUCCAUUGGCUGCUUCUUAAGCCAUUGUGGUUGGAAUUCCACUGUUGAAGGUGUAAGCAACGGGGUCCCUUUUCUGUGUUGGCCAUACUUUGCUGAUCAGUUUGUUAAUGAGAGCUACAUUUGUGACAUUUGGAAGAUUGGAUUAAAUUUUAAAAGAGAUGAAAGAAAGAUCAUUACCAGAGAAGAAAUUAGCAGAAAGGUGGAGCAAUUGAUAAAGGAUGAAAGUUUCAAAGCAAGAACUCUUAAACUAAAGGAAUUGGUAAUGAAUAGUGUCAGUGAAGGUGGUAGUUCUGACAGGAUUUUCAAAAACUUCAUUAAAUGGAUCAAGUCAUAA
Messenger RNA from Durio zibethinus, 1596 nucleotides. Its product is annotated as UDP-glycosyltransferase 83A1-like. The record is from RefSeq and is a predicted model, not a curated record. Gene Ontology annotation, molecular function: quercetin 7-O-glucosyltransferase activity; quercetin 3-O-glucosyltransferase activity. NCBI's taxonomy places the organism in Eukaryota, Viridiplantae, Streptophyta, Magnoliopsida, Malvales, Malvaceae.